CUCGAUCUAGCGGCGCCCCAAAGUCCACUCCAGCCACUCACAGCCUUGCGUACCUUUGUCUCGCUGGUGCCCGUGCGGAGGCAACCAUCGACGGUACUUGUAUCCCACUCCGAAUCAUAACCUGCCACUUCUCAGGAUAGCUCACUGAGCACACGACCACGACCACGGCCACGGCCACGAACCUCUCCUCUCCCUCUCCCACUGUACGUUGUCAUCCUGACAGAUGCUCCGCUGACCAUGCGCCAUCCACUGUCCCUUCUCCCCGCCUUUCUCCUGCUUUUCGUUGCCGUCUCCAUCGAAGCAUUUGUCGUUCCAUGGAGCAGAAGCGACAGCGCACAGUUCUCCGCUCCUCAACGUCAUGACUCUGCAGGACAGCAACGGCCAUACCAGUCUCGCAACGUACUCCCAAAUUUGACAUGGCUACGAGACUUCGCCAUCGAGAAAGUUUUUCGGGUGCCGAAACCGGUCAAGGCUGGCCCAGUCAGACCAGGCUCUUUCCCACACCCAUCGAGCUCCGAAUUACCCAACACCUUGUUGGCGAAAUAUGGAGGGGACGUUGUUCUUCGAUUCAAUUUGAGCACUCCCGCUGAGGAGAAGGCCUUGGCCGAGGCGGCAGAUACCCUCUUCUUGGAUGUGUGGGAGUUCACCCAAAAUUGGGCAGAUAUUCGUCUUCGAGAAGAUGAUGUCCCCUCACUUCUCGGGUUACUGCCGAAAUCCUUACAGAAGGCAUAUUCAAAUUUGAUGCCGGACCUGGCUAAGACGAUUUACCAGUCGUACCCGUCAAUUGCCUUUGCGGACCCGUCCCUGUCCCCGAAUCGUGCAGACCGGUCUUUUACACCAGCUUUAAGGACGUCGGAUGGAGUGGAGAAUAUCUUUUUCCGCGACUACCAACCGUUGUCGGUAAUUGUGCCAUGGAUGAAGCUUAUGGCCUCAAUGUUCACAACCCAUGUGCGGAUGAUCAACAUAGGGACGACCUACGAAGGUCGAGACAUCCCAGCGCUUCGAGUAGGAGUGUCCCCGAAUCUCCCGCAAGAAGAUGAAGAACCCCGGAAGACUAUUAUCAUAUCCGGAGGCUUCCAUGCCCGCGAAUGGAUAUCAGUGAGCACCGUGACAUAUAUUGCAUGGUCUCUUAUUACCUCGUAUGGAAAGUCGCCAGGAAUUACCAAGCUUCUUCAGGAAUUCGAUUUCGUGUUGAUCCCGACCGCGAACCCGGAUGGAUAUGUAUAUACAUGGGAAAAUGAUCGAUUAUGGAGGAAGAAUCGCCAGCAAACCAGCUUGAGAUUUUGCAGAGGACUUGACCUUGACCGUGGAUUUGGGUUUGAAUGGGAUGGGACCUCCUAUCAAAGCAAUCCAUGCUCAGAGAGCUAUCCAGGUGACGAACCGUUCCAGGCCGUGGAGUCCCAUCGAUUGGCCGAAUGGGCAAAGAACGAAACCGACAGCAACGGUGUGAACUUCGUGGGUUUCUUGGAUCUGCACUCAUACUCACAACAGGUCCUAUACCCAUAUUCCUAUUCAUGCAGCGCCGAUCCACCAAGCCUGGAGAAUCUCGAAGAAUUAGGCAUGGGCCUGGCAAAGGCGAUCCGGAUAUCCAGCGGCCAGCAAUAUGGUGUAGCCUCAGCAUGCGAGGGCGCUGUGUCCUCUAAUCUCACCCCCGCGGGAGGCUUCUCGAGGAUGGAAACCGGAGGCGGCUCAGCAAUCGACUGGUUCUACCACGAGAUGCGCGUCCGCUACAGUUACCAAGUCAAGCUCCGCGACACUGGAGCCUACGGCUUCUUACUGCCGAAAGAAAACAUCGUGCCUACAGGAGAAGAGGCCUUCAAUGCCGUAAAGUACUUUGGCGAUUUCCUCCUGGGGAAUAAAGGCAUCGAGUCAAAUCUCGUCGAGGAGAUGCACCGCGGCGUUGUGAGCCAUUCAAAGGUGCAGACAGGAGAAGAAGAGCAGCUUGUUGAAGAUGAAGAGGUUGAAGACUAUGUGGCAGAAAUCAAUUGGGAAUUGAGACGGAGGAGGAGAUGAUACUAAGGUGUCUCAUUCAUUGAAUGACUCGAGUUCCGGCGUUUAUAGGGGCACUGGGUUAAUUGCUCUACGAAGCACGGUGUCAUAUUAUCUGGGGCGCAAGGGCGGCAAUUUGAUAAUUCUAGGCAGGAAAACAGGCAAAGAUAAAUGCGGUACACGCCGUAAAGAUUAUGUACGGCGCAAUGUAGUUGUGCUCCAUUGAAUACAUUUUCAUCAUUGAAUUUUGGC
Hyaloscypha bicolor E is the source of this 2241-nucleotide messenger RNA. Its product is annotated as zinc carboxypeptidase-like protein. The transcript is spliced from 2 exons. NCBI's taxonomy places the organism in Eukaryota, Fungi, Ascomycota, Leotiomycetes, Helotiales, Hyaloscyphaceae. The coding region runs from base 238 to 2013 and encodes 591 amino acids. Gene Ontology annotation, biological process: proteolysis. Gene Ontology annotation, molecular function: zinc ion binding; metallocarboxypeptidase activity. The record is from RefSeq and is a predicted model, not a curated record.